Felis catus (domestic cat) is the source of this 3120-nucleotide messenger RNA. RefSeq names its product protein regulator of cytokinesis 1 (gene PRC1). The transcript has 15 exons. Gene Ontology annotation, biological process: microtubule cytoskeleton organization; mitotic spindle midzone assembly. The record is from RefSeq and is a predicted model, not a curated record. Gene Ontology annotation, molecular function: microtubule binding. Lineage: Eukaryota; Metazoa; Chordata; Mammalia; Carnivora; Felidae. Gene Ontology annotation, cellular component: cytoplasm; spindle; mitotic spindle midzone. Bases 192 to 2054 code for a protein of 620 amino acids.
GAGGAGCGUCGGGUCAGGGCGCCAAUCGUGGAGCCGCUCCGCCCCCGGGCUCGGUUUGAAAUUCCGCGGGGGCCUAACGGCUCGCGGAGCCGCGACCCGGAGCCAGGCCGCCGGUGCUUGCGGGAGGUUGCUGCGCUCGGCCCUGCGUGGAGGUCUGGGGCCUCGACGCCAGGCUGCUUGGAGCGUCCGCCAUGAGGAGAAGUGAGGUGCUGGCGGAGGAGUCAAUAGUAUGUCUCCAGAAAGCUCUGAAUCACCUUCGGGAAAUAUGGGAAUUAAUUGGGAUUCCAGAGGACCAGCGGUUACAAAGAACGGAGGUUGUAAAGAAGCAUAUCAAGGACCUCCUGGAUAUGAUGAUUGCUGAAGAGGAGAGCCUGAAGGAAAGGCUCAUCAAAAGCAUAUCCAUCUGUCAAAAAGAGCUGAAUACCCUGUGCAGCGAGUUACACGUUGAGCCAUUUCAGGAGGAAGGAGAGACGACCAUCUUGCAACUAGAAAAGGAUUUGCGCACUCAGGUAGAACUGAUGCGAAAACAGAAAAAGGAGAGAAAACAGGAACUGAAACUACUUCAGGAACAAGAUCAAGAACUGUGUGAAAUUCUUUGCCUGCCCCACUAUGACGUGGACAGCUCGUCCGUUCCCAGCCUAGAGGAGCUGAGCCAGUUCAGACAGCACGUGGCCACUUUGAGGGAGACAAAGGCCUCUAGACGUGACGAGUUCGUCAACAUAAAGAGACAGAUCAUACUGUGUAUGGAAGAACUAGAUCACACCCCAGACACAAGCUUUGAAAGAGAUGUGGUGUGUGAAGAUGAAGAUGCCUUUUGUUUGUCUCUGGAGAAUAUCGCAACACUACAAAAGUUGCUACGGCAGCUGGAAAUGCGAAAGUCACAAAAUGAAGCAGUGUGUGAGGGUCUGCGGGCUCAAAUCCGAGAGCUCUGGGACAGGUUACAGAUACCUGCAGAAGAGAGAGAAGCUGUGGCCACGGUUAUGAGUGGGUCAAAGGCCAAGGUCAGGAAAGCGCUGCAAUUGGAAGUGGAUCGGUUGGAGGAACUGAAGAAGCAGAACAUGAAGAAAGUGAUUGAGGCGAUUCGAGUGGAGCUGGCUCAGUACUGGGACCAGUGUUUCUACAGCCAGGAGCAGAGACAGGCUUUUGCCCCUUACUAUACUGAGGACUACACAGAAAAUCUGCUUCAGCUCCAUGAUGCCGAGAUCGUGCGGUUAAGAAACUACUAUGAGGUUCACAAAGAACUCUUUGAAGGUGUCCAGAAGUGGGAAGAAAGCUGGAGGCUUUUUUUGGAGUUUGAGAGAAAAGCUUCAGAUCCAAGUCGAUUUACAAACCGCGGAGGAAAUCUUCUAAAAGAAGAAAAGCAACGAGCCAAACUUCAAAAAAUACUCCCUAAGCUGGAAGAGGAGCUGAAGGCACGGAUUGAAAUGUGGGAACAGGAGCAUUCGCAGGCAUUUGUGGUGAAUGGGCAGAAAUUCAUGGAGUAUGUGACAGAACAAUGGGAGAUGCAUCGAAUGGAGAAGGAGCGAGCCAAGCAAGAGAGACAACUAAAGAACAAGAAGCAGACCGAGACAGAGAUGCUCUAUGGCAGUGCUCCCCGAACCCCCAGCAAGCGGCGAGGACUGGUACCCAACACACCGGGCAAAGUGCGCAAGCUGAACACUACCACCAUGUCCAACGCUACGGCCAACAGCAGCAUUCGGCCUGUCUUUGGGGGGACAAUCUACCGCUCCCCUGUGUCUCGACUUCCACCUUCUGGCAGCAAGCCGGUCGUCACUUCCACUUGUUCGGGGAAAAAAACGCCCCGUGCUGGCAGGCAUGGAGCCAACAAGGAGAACCUGGAGCUCAACGGCAGCAUCCUGAGUGGUGGGUACCCUGCCUCGGCCCCCCUCCAGCGCAACUUCAGCAUUAAUUCUGUUGCCAGCACCUAUUCUGAGUUUGCGAAGGAUCCGUCCCUCUCUGACAGCUCCACUGUCGGGCUUCAGCGAGAACUUUCAAAGGCUUCCAAAUCUGAUGCUACUUCUCGAAUCCUCAAUUCGACCAACAUCCAGUCCUGAGAGGCCCUGAGCGGUCAGCCAGCUGUGGCUUCCUGUGCCUAGACUAGACCUAAUUAUCUAUGUGGCUUUCAUUUUUCUUGAGUUUAGGUGUGCUUGAGAAUCCGGACAGGUUCCACUACCACGGGCCUAACUUACAGAAGUGAAUGAGGGUCACAAAGUCCAUCAUAGGCUUAGUGGGUCUUCAAAGACUUGAUUUUGUUUUGACCCAAGAAAUACAUUAAAACUUAGUUCAUAGCAGUAAGUGCAAAUUUUAGCACAUGGAACCUAAUUUUUCUCUACCCCGUAAUUCUGCUUGCUGACGCACGAGCAAGGGCGUGUCGUAUUUCACCACGGUGUGGGAAAAGGAGUGUGCCGGUCCUUGGGGUAGGGACCUGAAGCAAUACUGGCUCGUGGGCUGUCACUAGUAAUUAACAUCUUUUUUGUCGAGGGACGCUGAGUUAACGCUCUGGCUACAGUAGCUUUGCGCUCACCUAAAGAUCUGUCUCCGCCACACAGGACAGCCUUCCUCCUGCUGAGGAUGUGUGUGUGUCAGAAGUGGAGAUGGCCUGACCUACUGCCAAAGAGGUGACAGGGAGGCUGGGAGCUCCUUUGUUAAACUGUGUACAGUUCUGUUAUUGUGCAAUGCCCUUUGUGGGGACGUGUGUGUGAACACAUGCCUGUCUGAACUCUGUUUCUGCAGUUUUCCUCUGGGUCGAGUCCCCCCAUCCCUCUGCCCGCUAGGUCCGAGUUCAUCUACCCCGGCAGUUGCCGAGUUGGGAGGCUGUUUGGAUGGGUUGGGCCGUUUCUGUUGUGGAGAUCUGGAACUUUGCACAAAUCGGUAUUGGGGAGUUGUUUCUGCUCCAGCGUCCACGUCUUUACCUACCCUACUGAUCACUACUGCUCUCCCCAAAGCACUAUUUAUUCUUACCUUGUCUGCCUCUGUCAGCACGUUCAAUGGUUCUCAAAACUCACCAGCAUGGAUUUGGUCUGUGUCCGCCAUGCUGCUUAGACGUAUACAUGUCCUGUUUUUAAAAUAUAAAUAUAUUCUUAAAAAUAAAUUAAAAUGUGUAUACUUACCUUUCAAAAA